UCAAAUAUAGAAUUUCUAAAAAUACGAAUUUUUUUACGUACAUGUUAGCAUUUGACGCGUGUUGCAACUUGCAGGACUAUAGCUUGUGGCUGUUUGUAUCGUAAUUUCUUAACCUAUAUUGGAAAAAUUUUAAUGCACUUUGCCUUGGGAACUAUUGUGCCCGUCUGUUUUGGGAGUCUCAGAUUCUUCCGAACGUAUGUAAAAAGUAUGAAUAUCUUCCUGGCCAAACGAGACGGUGCGGACGCGAACGGCCUGCGACGAGGGACUUUAAAUAUUUAUAAACGCGACGAAAGUAAAUUUGAAUUUGAAACGCCGGGUUGUUUCAUAUACACGCAGCGAGGCAGUAUUCCGCAUUUGACACCUGACGAUCUUCAGUACAUUCGCAACCUCUCGCGACCGCUGCCAUUGAAUGUCAGCCUUGCUUCUGUUGCUGAUAUGGAGUGCGUGAAAGCGUCCGGACGAUCGCUCAGCGAAUACAUCGGUUACCGGGAUGCGUUUGUUUAUGUUAGCAUUCAGGACGUUCUAUUCCCUGCUAAACCUAAUUCGAACGAAAAAAAUGCUAUGGGACUAUGGAGAAAAAAAGGGCGCAUAAAGAUCACUUGCGAUGCUUUCCUGGAAAUGCAGAAAAAUUUAAAUCCUGAUAUGUUUCAAAUCAUGUGCGACAUGGAUACGGAUUUGGGAACAGCUACGAAUCAGCGUCUGGCAAAAUCCUUUGACAAUUCAGUACGAUGGCUGGAUACCUGUUUAGAGGGUUUAAAAAAAUCCACCGGCAGUACGAUGCCUGUAGUUGCCACCGUCGGCGGUGGAGGGAAUACUUUCAAGCGGCCACAAUUUGCCUCCGAAAUCGGACAGCGGGCUGUUGAUGGUUUCGUUAUUGAUGGUUUUGGGAGCACCUGGAUGAACAGCUGGAAGAAAUGGGAGUAUGCAGAUAAUAUCUUCGAUGAAAAUGUGGAAGUCAUACACAAAUCAUUGAAUUUGUUGCCGUCAAACAAACCUCGGUUUUUCCAUGCGCCGGUUUCACCAAAGGCAGUCAUCCAGUUAAUCCGCAUGGGCGUUGACGUCUUCGAUACUUCGUAUCCAUCUGUGUUAGCCGAUCGAUCAGAAGCACUCGUGAGGAUAUCGGAUAGAACAUUCGAUGUCUGGAAUAUGACAGAUAAAAAAUAUUUCGAUGAUUUGACUCCUCUGAGCACACUGUGUGGAUGCUACACUUGUAGCAAGUAUACCAAAGCUUACGUCCAUCAUCUGGUCAGAUGUAGGGAAAUCAACGCAGGUGUCCUAUUAAUGAUCCAUAAUUUGAAUGAAUAUCUGAAAUUCUUCAAUGACUUGCGGCAGAGUAUCGAGGACGAUUGUUUUGAUGCCUGGGAUCAAUAAACACUUGUGUUGGAAGUUUUUAAUGGCAUCUUUGUGGUUACAAUAAGUGUCUGCUGAAUGAACAUGAACACUACCGUCCAGUGCUGUUUUCUAGUUUUGAAUUCGAAUGUUCUCUGGCUGAUGUGCCGUCUCAGUGAUAUGUUUUCUACUAAUCGGGUAUAUUUACAUUUUCGGCAGAGGUAUAGAACUGUACAACGGAUAGCUUUUUCAGCCUUGUUGUAAAGGUUUACAGUUUUGUAGUUGCAUUAAUUUGUGCCUGCUUUGUUUUCUGGUAAUACGCGUCGAUUUUCCUUGAAUUUGAUUGUUGUCAGUACUUGCCACAACGUUGAAUGUUGUGAAUUUACCCGUGUUUUGUAGAGCAUAAGGUGCAUAACACUUUAGACAUUCAACAGGUGUGCGGAUAAUUUUAUUAAUUUUUGUAAUGUGAGGUUAUACUCGGCUCCGCUGUACACUGGACUUACUACUUGAUUUUUUGACUACGCAUUCACAAAUCAAGCUGCCCUUGUGUUAAUUAUUUACUAUCUUUUCGAGGCUUGUUGCUCACAGAUGCAAUUUUGCAUAAAAACAA
Molecule: messenger RNA, 1939 nt
Organism: Paramacrobiotus metropolitanus
Lineage: Eukaryota; Metazoa; Tardigrada; Eutardigrada; Parachela; Macrobiotidae
Product: queuine tRNA-ribosyltransferase accessory subunit 2-like
Molecular function (GO): tRNA-guanosine(34) queuine transglycosylase activity
Source: RefSeq, a predicted model, not a curated record